This is a messenger RNA of Uranotaenia lowii, 825 nucleotides long. Its product is annotated as endocuticle structural glycoprotein ABD-4-like. NCBI's taxonomy places the organism in Eukaryota, Metazoa, Arthropoda, Insecta, Diptera, Culicidae. Gene Ontology annotation, molecular function: structural constituent of chitin-based larval cuticle. The coding region runs from base 154 to 555 and encodes 133 amino acids. The record is from RefSeq and is a predicted model, not a curated record. Gene Ontology annotation, cellular component: chitin-based extracellular matrix. The transcript is spliced from 3 exons.
UAUCAGUCGGCAUUCGAAGUGCAUCCAAGUGCAGCUGCGUUCUGUUGUCGUUGGUCGUGUGUAAAGUGUGAAAAACUUCACUAGAAAUUUGGCGGAAGUUUUUCAAGCUGUAACAGUUGGUAGUCAGAUUUACAGAAACGCCCUCCCGUCGCCAUGAAAAUAGAACUUCUUCUUCUGACGGUUCUCGUCGCGACGGCCCUCGCAGCACCGCAACGGACAGAGGCGGAGGCCGAAAUCAUAUCGCAAGAUAACAACAUCGAACCGGAUGGCAAUUAUCAGUACAGCUACGAAACGGCCAACGGAAUUCGGGGCCAGGAACAGGGAACGCUGAAGCAGUCGUCGAGCCCCGAUACCAGUGACGUCAUUAUUGCGUCGGGCUCCUACUCUUACACUUCGCCGGAAGGUGUGGUCAUAAACUUGAACUAUGCCGCCGACGAUGAGAACGGUUUCCAAGCACAAGGUGAGCAUUUGCCGACUCCCCCGCCAAUUCCACCGCAGAUCCAGCGAGCGUUGGACUAUCUGGCCCAGUUUGCAGCGAACAAUCGGCGACGCUAGAAUCGGUUGAACUAACUGCGCUGUCAUAGGACGUCUCUCUAUAGGCCAUAGGAAAAUACUCAGCUUAAUUUUUUGUUGUUGUUUGAUUUUUAUUUUUAUUGUUUGAAUGUGUGUUUUUGUGUUUGAUUUUGUAGCAAUUUUAAAAAGCAAAUCGAGGUAUUACCAUCAAAUGAAGACCUUUGAAAAAGUUUUUCGUGUUCAAUAAUUUUUGUAAAAUUGUAAAGAAUGUAAAAUCUUAGAAACUCCCUUGCCGACUAUCUACUUGUGUUC